CCAAGCACUAUUAAUAUGUUUAACCCAAAAGUUUGCGGGAUUCUGAAGCGAGAAAUGAACACGCGUACCUGUGUGUCGGGCACGUCACACGCUCAGGUUGUGCGCGCUCUCGAUAGAGGGAGCGAGAGGAAGGACGGAGGGCGGGGGGAGUGAAGCCGAGCGGCGGUUGGCGGCGCCCAUCCCCCACGGUAAAUACGAGUCUUUGGUCUCGGUGAAUUGACUGAACGAAGCCGAAAACUUGCGCCGCUGCUACUUGGAAUGGUCUGGCGUUUUCUUUCUUUUCAGAUGUGAACACAAACUGAACGGCUGACAAACCACUACGGAGAAAACUUUAAUACUUCAGCUUCAUCGGCACUGGAGCAAUUCGCUGACCGCAAGGGAAGGAUUGUGUUCUGAUAACGGUACCGUUGACUGGCAGUUGCGAGCAGAAACAAUAAAAUCCCACUGACCGGUGGGAAUAAAAAAAUGAGCCACUGGUUCGUUCUUUUUCGAGAAUAACAAGAUCCACAAACACCGCAGACAUGAAGAACGUGGACCAAGGGGAUAAAUGAAACGGUAGGCGACGCGCUCGCAGCCUGGGUGUGUGCGGCAUUGGCGAAGCAGCAGAAGGCUCGUCAGAUGCGGCUACCAGCAUCGAAGCGCUGCGACUCUACAAGUGGUACGGAUGCCUCGGGCUGCGGCUGCUGUGCAAAGACGAAAGCAUAUGCGAGUCCGUACAUCGAAUUUAAGACCACCACUGGGGCUAGCAUCUUAGCUGACUGCCACUACACCGAAGUCCCGUGCGCGUCUUUUUGACUUGGACUCCUUUUGCAUUUUUGGCUCUGCUCUUUAACACCUGCCAGGCACCUCUUUUGCAUUGUGCAUAGGUGAACAGACUUGUUGAGGAACGGCUCAAAGGUUGCUGUUUGUAUUUUAAGCCUAGAAGGUUCCUAUUUCUCAUUUGCAUCUUGUGACAGAAGAAUACCCCUGGAAAAGGAACCUUAAAACAAAUUAGAAACGCGAUGCGGAAUAACGACGACAUGGAUGGAUUUGACGGCGAGGCCUCCAACACGUCAAUGAUUUCUGGGGCCACCAGCCCUUACCAACCGACCACAGAACCGGUCCUGCAAAGACGUGGACUGGGCAGCAUCAGGUGCGACACGGAAUACCUGAAAUCCAACUUCGGUAUCCUGAAAGUCUUUGAAGUGGUUUUGUCAAUGAUGGCUUUCAUCUGCAUAGAGACCAUUAUGCAGUGUGCACCUUGUGGAAGUCUAUACUUUUUUGAAUUUGUGAGCUGUAGUGCAUUUGUCGUUACAGGGAUUCUUUUGCUAAUCUUCAGCCUGAACCUAAACUCUAAACUACCACAGAUCAACUGGAGCCUUACAGAUCUGGUUAACACUGGAGUUAGUAUGUUUUUCUUCUUCCUUGCAUCAGUUGUGUUGGCAGCUUUGAACCAUCGACUGGGAGCUGAAAUUACUGCAGUGGUGUUUGGCUUCUUGGUUACAAUAGUGUAUGCCUUCAACACAUUUUUGGCAGUAAAGAAAUGGCAGUUGAAUAGCCGGAGGAUGAAUGUAGGGCAAUCAAGUGAAUAUACACGUGCCAGGACAGAGUCUCGGGGUGAGGUGGAAUCCAGACCAGAGAUUCAACGACUAGAAGCCUGAAAAUUGAAAAUAACAAUAACACAUCGGUCCACCUUUCUCCUCAUCAUCUUCAAUGAUCCUUUGGAAAGCUGGAGAUCAUUCUUAGUAUUUAAAAAAAAAAAAAUCCUAAAAUUUCAAACUUGUAUAGCUACAAAAUCAAUAAGGAUUUUUCUCAAAAAAUAUUUCAUACUUUUGCUAUGGUGCAUUUUUUAAUUUAUUACCUUUUUAUCAUAUAUCUUGUUUAUAGUUUGAAUAAGAGCACCUGGGAAUAAAAAACAAAUCAAUUUUUUAUUUUUAUCUUUUAUAUUUUGUAUGGAAGGAAAACAAAAAAGUGGUAGUUGAAGACCUGCAAGAGAAAAUAGGAAAAUUCACCACUUAUUUGAUCCAGUGGUAGUUGAGAGCCUGAAUUUAACAUCUUUGUUUCUCUCUACAAUCAUUAGAAAAUAUGAAGCAUACAAUUCUGUGGUUGCUGAGACAACAAUUUCAGACAUGCUGCUUGUAUGCUAUUUUCUGGUUAUGUUGUAUUAAACUUUAAAUUUUUGCCUUAAAUCUGUUGGCAUUAAGGGAUUAAUUAAUUUGAGGCACAUUUAAAAAAAAACAUAAAAUACAGCAGGAAGAUGCAUCUGUCUGUACAGACAUGCCUAAAAACUUGUUUGUAAUUAAUUAUUCUCUUUUCAUUAUCAUUCUUUAACAAGUACUGGGAAAUCGGACUUUACAGCUGUUACCAGUGAGAGAGAAAUCGGAUACAAAAUCUUUCUGAAAGCUGUAUCAGGUGACAAAUUGGAUGUAAGCAAUGUAGAAGACUGCUGAUUGGAAGGAUAAUGAGGCAGAAUUGAAAAAUAAUGUGUUUUUUGUGUCCAGCCUUAGCAAUAUGUUCUUUAAAAGUAUUAUGAAGAACCCCCAAAAUAUGUAUUGUUAAAUCAUAUUUAUUGUGAAAGUAACAUUCAAGAUGAUCUGGAGGUUUUGUGUGUGCAUAUUGUAGGAGAAAAGGAUUGUAAAUAUUGGGUUAUGUCAGAACUGGGAGUGGUAUCAUUAAAAAAAAAAAAAAAAAACUAACUGAAUGUAAAUCCAGUUGUUUUCAAAAAUUGGUGUCAGCAGUUCUUACUUAGGCAUACUAUACAGCCAGUUGCUUUUUUUUUU
Molecule: messenger RNA, 2759 nt
Organism: Erpetoichthys calabaricus (reedfish)
Lineage: Eukaryota; Metazoa; Chordata; Cladistia; Polypteriformes; Polypteridae
Gene: cmtm4
Product: CKLF-like MARVEL transmembrane domain containing 4
Exons: 4
Coding region: 1002-1640 (212 amino acids)
Cellular component (GO): membrane
Source: RefSeq, a predicted model, not a curated record